AUGUCAGUAUCGGCCAUGCAAGGACUGCACAGGAUACGACCCGCUCUGGCGACCAGACGUCUCGUAUGCAGAGGCUUUGCCACGACGGCCAGACGACGGGAUGAUUACGCCUUUAUCGGACUGGGACAGAUGGGCUACCAGAUGGCCAGGAAUCUACAGUCUAAGCUACCACCCACAGACACCCUGACGAUAUUCGACGUGAACAAGGACGCCAUGAGCCGUCUCGAGGCGGAUACCCAGGCUUCUGAAUCGGGGGGGGCAGAACUGCAGUUGGCGGGGAAUGUGUCUGAUGCGUUCAAGGAAGCGUCCACAGUGAUCAGCUGUCUCCCCGAACCGCAGCACGUACGGGCCGUGUACGAAUCGAUAGUGGAGGAAGGUGCGGCAGCAUCGUCCGACCGCGUCGUGAUAGACUGCUCGACCAUCGACCCUUCCACGUCUCGCUCGGUGGCCAGGUUGGUAUCCGCUGCUGGGCAGGGUACAUUCGUCGACGCGCCCAUGUCGGGCGGUGUGGUGGGUGCCACGGCCGGGACUCUGACGUUUAUGCUGGGAAUGCCCAAGACUGCAGGUACGUCAACAGCCUCGGCAGAGACGACCACGAGAGGGGCAGACAGCACGGCAGAGACAAGCACGGCAGAGACAGGCACAGCAGAGGCGGGGGUAGGACCGGCAGCGGUGGCAGCGGCGGCAGCAGCUAGUCUGACGGAUCACGUGGUGGCCACCCUCCUCCUCAUGGGAAGCAGGGUCCUCCACUGCGGCGCGCAGGGGACGGGACUCUCGGCCAAGCUGGCCAACAACUACCUCCUGGCCGUGAACAACAUCGCCACGGCCGAGGCCAUGAACCUAGGCGUGAGGUGGGGUCUCGACCCGGCCACGCUGGCCGGCGUCAUCAACGCCAGCACGGGCCGCUGCUGGCCCAGCGAGGUGAACAACCCCGUCGGCGGGGUGGUCGGGGGCUCCCCGGCGUCCAGGGACUACGCGGGCGGGUUCGGCCUCUCGCUCAUGCGCAAGGACCUGAGGUUGGCCGUCGCCGCCGCCGAGGAGGCCGGGGCCAGGAUGGUGCUGGCCGACGCGGCCGGUCGGGUGUAUGCCGAGGCGGAGGAGGACCAGAGGUGCGCCGGGAGGGACUUUUCCGUCGUGUACAGGUAUCUGGGGGGGAGGGAAUAG
Molecule: messenger RNA, 1164 nt
Organism: Geosmithia morbida
Lineage: Eukaryota; Fungi; Ascomycota; Sordariomycetes; Hypocreales; Bionectriaceae
Product: 3-hydroxyisobutyrate dehydrogenase
Exons: 3
Coding region: 1-1164 (387 amino acids)
Biological process (GO): L-valine catabolic process
Cellular component (GO): mitochondrion
Molecular function (GO): NAD binding; NADP binding; 3-hydroxyisobutyrate dehydrogenase activity
Source: RefSeq, a predicted model, not a curated record